AUGUUUUAUACAAAAACCCCCGUUCUGAAAAUAAUCACAAAUUAUCGAAGGUUUUAUACCAUAAAUAAUCUUGGUCAUAAGUAUAGACGACCCAAUAUUUUACCUGGCUCGGAAAAAUGGGUAGAAAUUGACACGGAAGAAGUAGAUAAUCUCGGCAAGCAAAACGCUAUUCGUUAUUUGCAAGAAAUAAAUCCACAGUCGAAAAAAUGGGUACAUUCAAAAAAAAAAGUAGUUGAGAGCGAGGAAAAUGAGUCAUCAGACAAAACUUCACUGUCAAAUGAAUCAAAUAGUGAAUAUAAUACAGAAACGAGAGUCAAAAUAGUGCUUUCCGAGACAAAGUGGGCAAAACCUAGCAAGUCAGAAAAUGAAUCUGUACUUGAUCUCUUUUCCGACGUGAAUUGGGAUAAAAAGGAAAAAAAAAAAAAUUCAAGCACUAGAAAUUCAAUCGGGAGUUGGGCCGGCGCGAAAAGUUUGGAUAGGAAUGGUCAAGCGAAAAACCAUAGCAGGAAUAACAAUGGUGCACGGUUGGACACUCUUAAUGGACCCCUGAAUGACGAUCAAAAUCGAUCAGGCGGAAUUUUUGAUCGCCUCUUUGAAGGCAGAUCAAACACACAAUCGUGGAAAAUGUCUUCUUCUCGAUUAUCGGAUGCUAGAAACUUUGAUAAAGGAAAGUCGAGUCCUGCAUUUUUCAGCCGCCCUACACCAAAAAGACAACCUCUUCCCUCGCUGGGAAAGUCAAAAGAACUUUUGUCUAAAAUGGAGAUGCAGAGUGAUUUCAUAGAAAUCGGAGAAUCUCAGGGCCUUGGCAAAGAUGUGCACGACGUCAUCCGUUUGCGCCAAAAAUUUGGACCCAAAAAAGAAAAAGCUGUAACAUUCACGGAGCUUCGUAAGACAAAACCUAUUCGAAAGGAUCAUGAAAGGAGGAUGGAGGAGGAUGAUGAAUUUGAUAUUGAUAUUGAUGUUGAGCGACCAAAGAAAAAGCAGCAAAUCCUUGUAAAACCACAAGAAAUUCAAAAGGAAAUUUUCCUCCCCGAAGCCAUCAGCAUUUCUAAUUUGGCGAAGCUCAUCGGCGAACGAAUGGCAUCAUUUGAGCAUAAAUUACGUAGUCUUGGAAUAGAAUAUACAUCACAUGAUCAUUUGCUAAAUUCCGAAGAGGCUUCACUGAUCGCGAUGGAAUAUAAUUUAAAUCCAGUAGUAAACACGGUUGCAUCUUUAGAUAUUUAUUCAAAACCAAAACCUGCUGAUAUGUCUAAACAUCCAUUUCGACCUCCUAUUGUGACCAUAAUGGGUCAUGUUGACCACGGGAAAACAACACUUUUGGAUAGUUUACGAAGGUCUUCUGUAGCGGCUGGCGAAGUUGGCGGAAUCACUCAACACAUUGGUGCUUUCUCGGUUUCAUUACCUUCGAAAAAGACAAUCACUUUCCUUGACACGCCCGGUCAUGCCGCCUUUUCUGCUAUGCGUGCUCGCGGUGCUCAUGUGACUGAUAUCAUUGUUUUAGUAGUCGCGGCCGAUGACGGUGUGAUGCCCCAAACUUUAGAAGCUAUUAAGCACGCCCAAGAUGCUGGAGUGCCUAUGGUCGUAGCGAUUAACAAGAUUGAUAAACAUGACGCGAAUGUGGUAUGUGUUCUAGCGGUUCAGAUUAAAGUGCGCCAACUUCUAAUGUCAAAUGGUGUAGAACUUGAAGAGUACGGUGGGGACACACAGUGCGUUGAGAUUUCUGCACUGAUGGGUGAAGGUCUGGAAAAAUUGGAGGAGGCAAUUAUCACUCUUGCUGAACUAUCAGAAUAUCGUGCUGAGAUUGAUAUUGAAGCUGAGGGUAAUGUGAUAGAAUCACAAGUGGAAAAGGGCAAAGGAAAUGUUGCUACAGUGUUGGUAAAGCGUGGCACCUUAAAACAAGGAGAUAUAAUUGUUGCGGGCACGAGUUGGUGCAAGGUUCGCUUAAUGACUGAUGACAAGGGUCAAUCACUCAGGCAGGCAUUGCCUGGUACCCCUGUAAAAGUCGUCGGUUGGAAGGACCUUCCAAAGGCUGGUGACGAAGUUCUUCAGGCAAAAGAUGAGGAAAUCGCAAAAACUGUGGUCAACAACCGUAAGUUGAGAGAAGAGCGCGAAAAGCAAUUGAAAGACCUCGAGGUUAUUAAUGAAAAGCGGAGACAACGUAAGCAAGAAUUGGAAGUCGAACAAGCUAAUGCCAGAAAUUUCAAAAAAGAAGUUUGGAUGUUCCAUAAAGGUUUGCUUAAAGAAUAUCCUACGAUCUCUCCUCCCUCCGAAGAUAAUGUAAAGGUCGAGGAAGAUAGUACCAAAGAAUUACGGGUUGUAAUUAAAGCUGACGUGAGUGGUUCGGUUGAGGCCGUUGUAAACUCACUGGAUUCCUUAGGCAAUGAUGAAGUUACUAUCAAUUUGAUUGAUUUUGGAGUAGGUGAUAUUAACGAAUCGGAUAUCAUGAAAGCAUCCGCUUCAAAAUCAUUAAUAUAUGGAUUUAAUGUAAAAGUGAACCCAAAAGCUAGCGCACUGGCAACAGCGGAACACGUUGACAUUGCUACACACAAUAUCAUUUACAAGCUGUUGGAUGACGCGAAGGAUCGAUUAUCUAAAAUGUUACCACCUACCUUGGAAACUCAAGUUACUGGUGAAGCGACGGUAUUAAAAAUAUUUGAGAUCAAUGUUAGAGGUAAAGAGUUUAGGCCAGUAGCUGGUUGUAGGAUCACGACCGGUACAGUAACUAAGACUCAAAAGGCCCGAGUAUUGAGGGGCGAAAAGCAAAUCUGGGAAGGUUCGAUUGAAUCAUUGAAGCAAGUGAAAAAGGAUAUUCCCGAGGCAAAGAAAGGAACAGAAUGUGGUAUAAUGUUUGAUGGGUUUACGGACCUUAAAGAGGGAGAUACCAUCCAGACUACAGUCAUUAAAGAAACGCCACGAACUUUAUGA
This is a messenger RNA of Acaulospora morrowiae, 2925 nucleotides long. The record is from the annotation of a GenBank genome assembly. NCBI's taxonomy places the organism in Eukaryota, Fungi, Glomeromycota, Glomeromycetes, Diversisporales, Acaulosporaceae.